UGAGCAGGAAAAAAAUUCCACUGGAUGGCCUCACAUACUCAGAAAUGGCCGUGACAAACACUACUUUUCUGUUCUAAAAUAUCUCCCUGCAGAGGAUAAUUUGAACUUUAAAGUCACAUGGUGAAAUCAUAGGUUUGCUAAACAUGCAACGUGUACGGUUUGAAUGAUGUAAACCCAGUUCCUGUUUCCUUUGCAGGACUGUAUGUUUUUGCAGUCAGCAGGCAUCUGGAUUUUUCAUCGCGAUUUACGGCAGCAAAAGAAGUUACUGUGACAUAUUUAUGCUCCCUGCAUAAAUAGAAAGGGCUAUAUCCUCCAAACAAUAAUUAUAUUUCAUCUGACUAUUCACAGUGAAAGUCUCAGCUAAUUGUAUCUGUGGAGCGUUUUCCUCAAAAGCUUCUAACUUCCCUGACCAGGAACAAGCACGAUGAGCGCUCACAACAUGACGUGGAUCAGCUACCCAAGCAAGAGCCUGGCUUUCACCUUCCCAGAUGAAAUCGAAGCAUUCAUAGCUUCUCAAAACGUCAUAUCGAGACUGAUGCACUGCUACAUUGCCUUCUUUGUGCCAACAGGACUAAUAGCUGGUGUGUGCAUUUUGGUCAUUUUCAUAAAGAAUUAUGUGCAGAGCAAAGCCAUGGAACACUUAGACUCGCUUCUUCUACACUUCACCAUCAGCAAUAUUACAAUGAUUCUGCUGUCGUUUACUGUCAUCAAUAGGCCUGACUACAUAAGAGUGACCCACCUUGCGUGCAGCGUCCUGUCAUUUUUGUUCAACUUCAGUUAUUUCAGCUCUCAGCACGUUUUGGUGUUGAUGCUUCUCAUACUGUUACUGAAGAGAUUUCCACCAAGGACUGCGCUGAGCAUAGUCACCCAGCGUCCCAUACUGCAUGUUGGAUGUGUACUGCUAUGUGCCUUCUGUUUGUCACUGAUGGAAGCAGUACUGGUUGGCACGGAUAACUACCACCUGGAAACAGACUGCCAAUUAGAUCCAUUAUUUGCGUGGCCUGAAUACGAGAUCGUUAAAUUCAUCUUUGGAUUUGGAAUCCCAUCAUUUCUUCAGAUACUCUCUUUUACCAUCCACCUUGCUAAAGAAGCCCCUGCUGAAGCUCCAGCCUUACAACAGCACAUUCGUAAUUACCUUGCUGUGUUCAUUAUAAGCAUAACAGCAUUUAUAUGCCGUCUAUUUUAUAACAUUAUGAUUCUCCUCCGGACAACGCUGAAAUUACAGAAGAGCAUCGGAACUCCAAAGGAUGAGCUCGUGAUGAAUAUUGCCGAAAUAGUAUUGUUCUCAGAGAGCUGUGCUAGUCUGGUACUCAUACUUUGUUUGCAUAAACCAUGCAAGGAUAGAAUACUUCAAGUCAUACGGAACUGCCGAAGGGCACACACCACCAACAGUCAUCCUGAAAUCCCAGUAACACCUCUGACCCCUGAAGCGACGUCUCAGUAACACCUGCUUGUCUAAGAACUGACCAUCUACUUCCUAUGCUUUAUUCUUCUUUGUAAAGGACAAUUGUUCUUUCUUUUGAUCCCAAAUUUGGACUAUCAUACAGCUAGCAGGACUGAAGGAAAAAUAUAUUUAGUCUACUAUCUGCAGUGACCUAACGUGCAAACAUGUAGGAUUUGGGGGUCUGCUCUUUUGCAUGCAUGUAUGUGUGCGAAUGUAAAUAUUUUUUAAUCUCCUCCCUUCUGCAAGUUACUCCAAAAGUGAGCAGAAAGUACUGUAGCCAUAGAGGUAUGCUUCUGCAAUAGCAUCAACGCCUUAGUAAGGAUGCACAACAAAACAUAUCCCAAAGCAACGCUGAACUAAGGUAAAAAUUUGCAGCCAAAGCAUUUUCUCAGGUUUUCUUCCUCUUUGGACUGGGAUUUCUUGCCCUAGAAGCUACUCAUAUUUUUGUAACAUUGGUUAAUUUCAGUAACAACAGCAGUGAAGUAUGGGUUAAGAGUCCGUUACAAUCCCAAAAUAGUGAUAGCACAAAUCCAUUUCACGGCUUGCUUGUAUUGUAUACACACACAAAAGAGAGUAUUCCUUCCUUUUUUCCAUUUUCCUCUUCAACAUUUGUUGGAACCUCAAAGGUUUUUAUCUGAAUUCUUGCACAUACACACACGCAAAACAAAAACAAAAAACCAACAACACAAAAACCUCUCAAAUUAAUGGAAACGUUGGUCCAUAAAGAAGAACUCCAUGUCCUUUCUGAGGCACUGAACUGGAAAGAUCAACAGAAUGGCUAAUUAAAACUUUGUGCUAGAAUGAAAGCUUUUUGUUAAAGUACGCUCAGCUUCAACUUUGCAUUAAGACUUUAUGCAAUUAUUGAUUUAAGCCAUUCUUGAUGAGUUCAUUCAGAAGUAUGAAGUCGCAUGCCUUGAAUAGUCACAUUCCAUAAUGUCUUAACUAAAAAAAUGAGAAAAAAACAGGCCCAGAACAGUAGAACUGCUUUUAAAAAGGCAAAAAGAAGCAGAGCCCCAGAUCCAGGCAGAAAUCAAGGCUCUGCUGGAGAUAGGAUGGGAACAUUGCACAUUUAGAUGAGAAUUCACAGGUAAAUAGUGCAAAACAGGGAAAGAAAUCCAAAUCUGAGCAUCCCACAGCAGGUGUGGCACCGCAGCUCAGCUGCAGCCCUCCAGAAGUGGCCGCUGGUGCAGGCAGAGCCUCAGGUGCAGGGCUGCAAUGCUGGCUUUGAGCAGGUCAUUAUGGAACCCUAGCUGGCCUGGAGCCCUCUUAUACAUUUGGCUUCAGUUUCAGAUUUCCUUUCAGGGAGAAGGAGAGAACAGAAAAAACAAGGAAGGCACAAGGCUGUUCUACAUCUCGGACAAAGAUGUAGAGUUGGACACAGGUUAAAAACAAUACACAGUGACGUGAUAAGCAAUGCUCAAGUGACCUGAAGGGUUUUUAAGAAAAAGCACUUUGAUACUUAAACUCAUAUGUUUACGUAGCACUGAAGACAAAAUUUACUUGAUUAAGCAUGGCAUCUGGAUGCUAAAGGAACCAAAAGAUUUUACAGCAAAGUCUUGGAAAAUAUCUUAGUGGGGUUCAGAUCCGCAUGCAGAAUCAGUGCAAAUUGGCAUGGGCUGCCUGAAAUACAGUAGAGCAGGCACUGAUCUACCAACAGGAACGCGUUCUGCAGAGCAACAGCCAAGAGGAAGACUAAAGGACAUCUGCCCAAAUAUACCAUACAUAGAUCUAGAAUGUAGAUAUAUGGAUCUCGUCCUGAAAUCAAAGUCCUGAAAUUCAUGGACUGUGACUAUCACAUGCAAAUAGAGGGCAAUAGCCUCACCAUGACCGUAAGGACCAACGUUUCCACAAGAUGCAAAAAUCAGCUGGUGAAAUAUCUGCACUGCACUAUGUCAGCUUGUUCUCCCACUCAGCUCUGUUCUGCUGCCAGCACGAGCAGAUGGAUGACUAGGGAACAUCACAUAGAAACAGGCCAUUAUUAGAACUUCGUCAGAAAGGAAAUACGUAGGUAAGGAUCACCUCUUCAAACACAAGAAUUAAUUAUAUAGCUGUGAAGGGAUUUCGCAGAUGGCAUCUGAAGUUUUGCUUUGCACCUGAGAAGAGGGAGAUUAAACAACAUGGUCUGAACAUCAGCCCUGCAGAAAGGAGCCUGAAGAGAGGGGCUGUAAAGAGCAGCACGUCAGCAAAGAAAGCUGACAGACUGAGUGAAAGGAUGUGUCAGAAGAUGUAAGCUGUUUAUUCCAGUUCAGACAGAGAAUAGCAUAGCUUCCUUGCUAAGCAGGUUAUUUUCUAGAAUGAGAAUUAUGCAGGAAGGAUUCUACUUUAUUCACUGCUUCCAUAUAUUUAAAAGAUGAAAGAAUAAAUAUUGUAUCGUUUCUGA
This is a messenger RNA of Numida meleagris (helmeted guineafowl), 3824 nucleotides long. RefSeq lists its product as uncharacterized. Lineage: Eukaryota; Metazoa; Chordata; Aves; Galliformes; Numididae. The record is from RefSeq and is a predicted model, not a curated record. The transcript is spliced from 2 exons. The coding region runs from base 425 to 1444 and encodes 339 amino acids.